AAUGAAUCAAAUAACGUUAUUUAAUAUUUGAGCCCUUUCAGUUUGUAUUAUAUCCAUUGUGUAUGUGUGUCUGUGUAAAACGGCGUCUUAAUGUGACAUGUAAAAUAUAAAAAGUUCAGAUUGAUUGAUGAUCGAUCCGGAUUUGAUUGCUUUCGCCUGCUCGCCGACGAUUCUUCUCUCGAUUGGCCGUGAUUGCUCGUUGAUCGACCAUGGCGGCAACUCAAGCGACAAAUCCAUCUCAGUUGCUCCCACUCGAGCUCGUGGACAAAUGCAUCGGCUCCCGGAUUCACAUCGUCAUGAAAACCGACAAAGAAAUCGUCGGUACCCUGCUGGGUUUCGAUGACUUUGUCAAUAUGGUCCUGGAGGAUGUGACAGAAUUUGAAAUCACACCAGAAGGAAGGAGGAUAACAAAACUGGACCAGAUCCUCCUCAAUGGCAACAACAUCACUAUGCUCAUACCUGGUGGAGAAGGUCCUGAAGUUUGAAUCACUGAGACAUUUUUUGUGUUUUGCUUUUCCUACACUGUGUUUCCUAGUUAUUAAUUAUGUUGUUAUUGGCCUUCCCUCUUGAUCUUUAGGAAGGAAAAUAUUUUUGUAAUAAGAUUGCUAAUUUAGUGUUUAAAAACAUUGAAAAAAAAAGUUUUGUUACAAAUAAAUUUGAAUCUCACACCA
Messenger RNA from Toxotes jaculatrix (banded archerfish), 671 nucleotides. RefSeq names its product LSM5 homolog, U6 small nuclear RNA and mRNA degradation associated (gene lsm5). The coding region runs from base 210 to 485 and encodes 91 amino acids. Gene Ontology annotation, cellular component: Lsm1-7-Pat1 complex; U6 snRNP; U4/U6 x U5 tri-snRNP complex. The record is from RefSeq and is a predicted model, not a curated record. Lineage: Eukaryota; Metazoa; Chordata; Actinopteri; Toxotidae. Gene Ontology annotation, biological process: mRNA splicing, via spliceosome. The transcript has 5 exons. Gene Ontology annotation, molecular function: RNA binding.